AUGGGAAGCGAGAAGAAGCGCACCUCCACAAUCAGUAACAACCGCAAUUUAUCAGCUUCAGGCGAGGCUUUCCACGAUAGAAAGCUUGCGCAAUCUGAGCCUGAUCUGGAACACGUUGAGAAUAUGGAUUCUCACGACAAUCCAAAGUCGCCCACGAGAAUUAAACAGGCACAACUAAAGCUUCACAAGCAUUGGAGGCGUUUCUGGUGUUGUUACCUGGUCGCAGUUGUCAUAUUUCUUGCGAUCUUCCUACCUGUCUUCUUUCUGGUUGCAAUUCCGGCCAUUGCUCAGAGAAUCGUCGACGACACAGACCUUCCUAUCUACGGAGCCCAGAUUUUGAAUCCAAAACCGGAUCGAGUGAGCUUCACAUUGCACACUUCGUUGGAUGUUCCAUUAGGCCUUCGUAUCCGAACGGAUCCAUUUGAUCUCCGCCUAUUCGAUCGAAAUAUCAGUCCGACCGAUCCAUAUAUCACUGUCGGGUUGCCCACAUACAGUCUGAAGGGGAAAACCGAUAUGAUCAUCACUCGCAACGACACAAGGAUCUUGAACCAGGGACAGUUUGUGGAGACUCUCACUCGGGCCGUCUAUAAUGAAAAGUUUACACUGUCGGCAAAGGGAUCCACAGUGGGUCACCUCGGAGCUCUGAAAGCUCCAUUGACCUUGAACAAGGAUGUGGAACUCAAUGGUCUGAAUAAGCUGUCUGGCUUCUCGAUACAGUCUGCCCGACUUCUGUUUCCCAAUGAAAGCAAUGGAAAUAACCUCGUCGGGACUGCUAACUUGCCUAAUCAUUCCGUUUUCACGUUCGCGCUCGGAAAUGUGACUCUGAAUUUGAAAAGUGUUAAUCUGACGAUCGGUCAAGCUACCAUUGAGAACGUUGUUCUUCGGCCAGGCAAUAACCCGGUAUCACUCAAAGGCACACUUGACAUCGAUACCGUCCUAGACAACCUCGAGGAUAUGCUUGCUGCCCAGAAAAGUGCACUGGAGGACGGGGAUGUCGAACUUUCGGCAUCCGGGAACUCGACAGUCUAUGAUGGCAUUCAUAUUGACUACUAUGAAGAAAUUCUGAAUAAUCUCACCCUGACCACAAGAAUUCCCAUCCUGGAGGUCUUAGGGGAUACACUUCAGGGGCUGCUCGACAAUAAGAAUUCCUCGCUUGGGAAUGUUCUCAGGAACGUCACCAGUAUCCUUGGGGAUUUGACUGCUUCGAGCGAUAUUUCGAAUGCAGCCCGGUCGCUUCGAGUUCUUAUAUAG
Penicillium argentinense is the source of this 1251-nucleotide messenger RNA. Its product is annotated as DUF3712 domain-containing protein. Lineage: Eukaryota; Fungi; Ascomycota; Eurotiomycetes; Eurotiales; Aspergillaceae. The transcript is spliced from 4 exons. Bases 1 to 1251 code for a protein of 416 amino acids. The record is from RefSeq and is a predicted model, not a curated record. Gene Ontology annotation, cellular component: fungal-type vacuole membrane.